Anoplophora glabripennis (Asian longhorned beetle) is the source of this 4240-nucleotide messenger RNA. Its product is annotated as tyrosine-protein kinase transmembrane receptor Ror. NCBI's taxonomy places the organism in Eukaryota, Metazoa, Arthropoda, Insecta, Coleoptera, Cerambycidae. Gene Ontology annotation, molecular function: transmembrane receptor protein tyrosine kinase activity; ATP binding; protein binding. Gene Ontology annotation, cellular component: signaling receptor complex. The transcript is spliced from 18 exons. The coding region runs from base 385 to 3246 and encodes 953 amino acids. The record is from RefSeq and is a predicted model, not a curated record. Gene Ontology annotation, biological process: positive regulation of kinase activity; protein phosphorylation; multicellular organism development.
UGGCUGUGUGUGUGUGUUUGUACUCCGUACGGUGCGACUGGCUGGCUGUCAACCUUUUGUGUGUAAAUAUUAAUGGACUGACCGAAAUCCGUGUUAAUUUCGCGUUUCCGCGACGUCAACUUACGUCCGAGGUGUGUUCCUAUAGUCGGGCUAUCGCGAAAAAUGUGAGUGCGAGAGUUUUUUUCUCACGAAUGCUUGGGAACCGGUACGGAGCGUGAACUUUUGCCCCGAAGACCCGACUUAUGCGUCCGGAAGGCGGUUUCUAGUGCCGGGGAUCCUUUCCGAGGCUGGAUUUGGCCGGGAGAUGUCCGCGAACUAGUCGGCCGAUGGGUCGUUCGCCCCGUUCUCAGCAGCGAUUUUGUUUUGAUUUUUGUGGAUGCAACUAUGAAUAGGCCCCUUUGUAUCGCCGUUUUGAUAGCUCUACGCUCGCUGGCACUUACAACCUCGACGGUGGACUAUGAAGACUACGAUGAAGAGAUCGAAGACCUAUCGAACAUCAACUCAACGUCAAACGGGACGUUGGUGUUCACCAGGGAGCUGACGAACCUCACUAGGGAGUCCGGCAAGAUGGCCAAGCUGAUCUGCGAGGCGCAGAACCUGGACACGAACAACACCAACGGCAGAGUUGGUUUCGUUUGGAAGUUGAACGAAGUGCCUGUAGAGACGGACGAUAGGUUCAAGAUCAGGAACGUCAAGGUCAAGGAUCACGUGUUCAGGUCGACCCUGAGGGUGACAAAACUGGAGUACUUCGACAGGGGGUUCCUGGACUGCAUAGCGAGCAACGGCGUGGAUAAGGUCAAGUCUUCCGCCUUCUUGGAGAUUAACCAGGAGUUGCACAAGUGGGGCAGCACAGACGUCAACACCCUCAAAAUUGCCAGCACGCAUCCAGACGGUUUCGGGGAGAUAACGACCUUCCUCCCCAACACCAUUGUCAAAUCCCACACCGACCCCUACCUGUCCACCGCGGGCGCCAAGACGAAGACCUUCUCGGCCCCCAUCCAGUUCGACCUGGACUCGUCGGGCAAACUGACCGACAACGUGCCCAUCUACAACAACUCGGAGCCCUUCUGCCAGCCCUACAAGGGACGGAGGUGCAGCCAGUACCUCGAGGGCAAGUACGUCUUCGUCCAGCCCCCCUACACCCAGCAGGAGAUCGAGGCCAAGCUGGACGCCGCCUUCUUAGUCAUAUCUCAGAGCAACGACAUAUCCCCUAGCUGUAACAAAUUCGCUCAGCCCAGCAUCUGCUUCUCGGCCUUCCCCCUGUGCAAGGACCCCCAGCAGAUCAACAUGUACCAGACGGACCACCUCCACGAGUUCCGGGCCGUGACGGCGGAGUCCCGACACAAAUUCAAGUCCAUCCGCGCGAAACUGAGGAAUUUCCUCAGGCGUAUCUGCCGGGACGAGUGUAUAUUGUUGGAGAACGAGCUGUGCAGCAAGGAGUACUCCAUAGCCAAGAGGCAUCUGUUGAUCGGUCAGAUCAUGGACCUGGAGGAGUGCGAGCAGCUGCCGUUGGAGAGCGAGGUCAGUUCGACGCACUGCCUGUCCCUGGGGGUGGGAGACUUGACGUUGAAUAAGGAGGAGAAAUGCUAUUGGGACCGGGGCCGACUGUACAGGGGGGACCAAGACAGGGCGGUGACCGGCGAAAAGUGCCUGCGCUGGUCCCACCAGUUCCACAUGCCCCUUUCCGACUACCCCGAACUGGCAGGCCACAAUUAUUGCAGGAACCCCGGCGAUACGGAGGACGAACCUUUCUGUUACGUCGAGCAGAACAGGAAAGAGACCUGCGGAAUAUCGAAAUGCGUGUACAUUUACGGCAUAUACGUCCUGGCCAUAGCCGUGGUCAUCGGCUUAGCCCUGGGCAUCGUCUUCGCGUACUGCUACUGCAAGCGACGGGGCAAAGUCGCCAGGAACCUUCAAAAUAAGGACCUGCCCCAGGUGAGCAAGAACAUUUACGGGAAUCCGGGACCGAGCUCGCCCAUGGAGCUGAACACGCUGCUGCCCAGCGUCCCGCCGCAGAGGAACCACCACGGUUCGAACAAGAACGGGUUGCAGACGGUGCCGCAGUACACGUACAAGGAGGUCAGGUUCUUGGACGAGUUGGGAGAGGGAGCUUUCGGAAAAGUGUACAAAGGCGAACUGAAGACGAAGACGGGCAAGAUAUUCGUGGCGGUGAAGUCGCUGAAGGAGAACGCCAGCGCUAAGACGCAGGCGGACUUCCAGCGGGAGAUCGAGUUGAUCUCGGAGCUGAAGCAUCCGAACAUCAUCUGUCUCCUGGGGGUCGUGAUGAAGCAGGAGCCCAUGUGCAUGCUGUUCGAGUACAUGUCGGAGGGGGACUUGCACGAGUUCCUGAUAGCCAACUCGCCGGAGGAGGGCAAGUGUCUGACGCACGACCAGUUUUUGGACAUGGCCAUCCAGAUCGCUCAAGGUAUGGAGUACCUCUCGGGCAACCAUUACGUCCACAGGGACUUGGCGGCGCGCAACUGCCUGGUAUCCAAAGAUUUAGUAGUUAAAAUUAGUGACUUUGGCCUCAGCAGGGACAUGUACAGCUGUGAUUACUAUAGGGUCCAAUCUAAGUCUCUCCUGCCGGUGCGGUGGAUGCCGCCCGAGUCCAUCCUGUACGGGAAGUUCACCACCGAGAGCGACGUCUGGUCGUACGGCGUCGUCCUCUGGGAGAUCUACAGCUACGGCCUGCAGCCUUACUACGGCUACAACAACCAGGAGGUGAUCAACAUGAUACGGUCGAGGAAGCUGCUGCCGUGUCCCGACGCUUGCCCCAGCUACUGCUACGCCCUCAUGGUGGAGUGCUGGGCGGAGCAGGCCAACAGACGACCGAAUUUUAGUGAGAUCGCUCACCGUUUGAAGGUGUGGAAGCAGAGCGGAUCAACAAACGGAGCCUACUUCAAGACGGCCCCAACGCCCCUCAAGCACUCGCAGGGCUCCAAGUCCAGCCACACGUCGGACUCGCAGGCCACCUGCCCCAUUAUGGACGGCCAGGUCACAUCCUUCACGUGGGAACGGGAUAGGCACAAACCGGGCUCGAGCCGUCUCAACGACAGCCAGAGCAGCCUGACGUCGCGCUCGUCCAGCCUCGGCAACGCCACGCAGAGCACGAGCGUCAGCAAUGAGGGCAGGAGGGAGAGACGGUCACGCAAGAACGUGGAUUCGUUGGAGAGGCUCAACCCGAAGAAUACGGUGGUGAGCAGCAGCGGCAACGGGGAGGGGAUCGAGACCAAGAUCAGCCUGUAGACGGGCGGACUGUGCGGGUUGUAAAAAGUGAAUUGCGUUUUGGGUUUUUUAUUUAAAUCGUUUCGUCUCGGGGAAUUUUUCGUUGAGUUUGGGAAGUUUCGUUCGAGGAGUUUGUGAGGGCUGAAAUCCCUGAGCCUUUUUCUGAAGCGGUUGUAAAUCGGUACAAAAUUUUUUCGUAAAUUAGAAUUAGGCGAAAAUUUUAUUUAUUUGCGAAAUUGUAAACCAUGAUUUUCAACGGUUUUGUGUGUUGGCUUAGAAAGGGGGACAGGGUGAAGUUUUACGUUUUCGGAUGAAAAUAUUGAUUUUUUUGUGACGAUUUGUGUAAUUUGGUAGCUAUGAAGUUUCUAAGGAUUUUUUUGUACCUAAAUCGCGUACAGGUUUUGUUCGACAUUUUUUGGUGUAUAAUUUCGAUUUAGACAAUGCACCUGCAAAGUAACUAGUAAAUUCAAUUAAAUCGGGCAAUUUUUUCGGAGAAUAUCCUCAUAGGUUUAGAUUUUCAAUUUUAUUGGUGCAUAUUUUAACAUUUUAAUCCAAUUUUUUGAAGAAAUCGCCAAUUUUCGAAAAAUUUGUCCCGCAAAAACCGGUAUCUUUGAUUUAUAUCUGAAUUUUUUAAAUCGUUAGCCCAAGUUUUGUCAUUCUGUAUUAAAUAUCCUCAGCGAUGUUUUGUAAAAAGUGAUUUUUAAUUUCGGCGCCUCAAAAAUUAUCGGUUUUUAGAUCCAAAAAAAAUAUUAUAUAGGACUUUUAUGUUACUUUGCAAAUGCGUUAAGGUGGUUCUUUUUUUUUUAAUUAGUCUAAUAUCAAAUUUAGAACCCGAGGGUAAAAUAGCUACCAAUAUGCGAUGAUUUUUUAUUCUUGGAUCCCAAAUUUGAUAUUAAUCGGACGGUUCUUAAAAGAGUUAGGGGGUGUACGCUAUUAAAAGUAACACCCUGUAUAGUUAGAUUUUUUUAAUGUAUUUUUGUAAAUAGUAUUAAAUAAAAUAUUUAAGUCUCAUAAU